AUGGUAACAUUUGUUGUACGAGAGCUUCAUGUGUCAUUUACACGAUAUGCAUUGUUUACGACACUUACUAGUGUGUAUGCUAUGCUGGGAUCCAUCACUGCUGGUAUAUUGGCGGACAAAAUUGGUCGCAAGUAUACCAUUGUUGCUUCAGGAUUUAUGUUUUUAUGUGGUGCAAUAAGCAUAUGCUUCGCCGCAUCUUACAAACUAGUGAUCAUUAGUUGGUUUUUUACUGGAGGUGAAUUUGGCAUUGGGCUUCUCAACACCCCCCUACACAUUGUUGAGAUCUCUCCUCCAUCUAUACGAGGUUUUCUCAUCUCUUUACUCGAGUUUAUGAAAGAUUAA
This is a messenger RNA of Mercurialis annua (annual mercury), 342 nucleotides long. RefSeq names its product putative polyol transporter 2. Gene Ontology annotation, cellular component: membrane. The coding region runs from base 1 to 342 and encodes 113 amino acids. The transcript is spliced from 2 exons. The record is from RefSeq and is a predicted model, not a curated record. Gene Ontology annotation, molecular function: transmembrane transporter activity. Lineage: Eukaryota; Viridiplantae; Streptophyta; Magnoliopsida; Malpighiales; Euphorbiaceae. Gene Ontology annotation, biological process: transmembrane transport.